CGUGGCGGACACAAACAGACAGAGCGCACAUGACGCACUUGCGCUUUUGAUGCGCUCGCUUUGUGCCGACUCACGGACUCGUUGAAGAUGGCAGGGCUGGAGCUGCUCUACAACUCGGUCGCCAGUAGCAUCAGUUGUCCGCAAGAUGUUCUCGUCUGUUUCGUGCACUGGGAAAUAGUGAGACGUGGAUACAAAUGUCUCGGUGUUGGCGACGAGCCUCAGACAAGUGACAAAAAGUCAGAGCUGCUGCCCCAGGGCUGGAAUGGCAACAAGGAGCUGUACACCCUACGAUACCAGUCCAGCGAUGACAAGAGUCGGCUGCUGGUCAAAGCCAUUACGGUGGACUCCUCUCUCAUCUUCAACCUGAUGGACAUGACUACAGAGCAAGUCUCAGACUUGACAGUGAAUGUCAGUGAUUAUGUAGAUGCAGACAACCUCCUUACAUUCGACAGAGUGUUAAAGAACACAGAGGAGCUGAAAACAAAGGUCCAAACCGGUCUUCUGUCGCAGAUGUUCAAGCAGAAGACUGAGAGUAAAAAGAAAGUUGAGAAGAGUGAAAGAGAGAGAACCCCAGAUUGGGGGCCAGACCAUGACCCUCUUCGGAUUCCCCCAAGAAGGCCUCUGGCUGGACGGGAUCCCAGCUGGCCUGACCCAAUGGCUCCAUUUGCUGCUGGACGUGCAGACUUGGAUCCCUUAAGUGGCCAGCCUGGCGGGAUGAUCAUGGACCCAUUACGCUCUGGUUUUCCACGUUCUGGAUUUGACCCCUCUGCUGGGAUACCAGGUCGUCUGCCCCCCGGUGCCGUGCCCCCUGGGGCCCGCUUUGACCCAUUUGGACCAAUUGGACAGAAUCGCCCAGGUCCGGACCCAGACCACAUGCCCCCUCCAGGCUAUGAUGACAUGUUCAUGUAGAAGCACCAGCAGCUCCUCUUACUGCCCUCGGCCGGCAUAGAAAAUGCCUCGCUUUGCUGCCUGUCUGCCCAGGCAGGGGAAUAUAGGGCAGACAUGAUUCAGUCUCUUUCUAAAUUUUAUGUUUGUUUUGUUUGAACAGCACAUGUAUUAUACAUAAAUCCAAUUCUGCUUGCUUAUUUCUCAGCUGGGAACAGUUGAAUAAGCAAAUUAGGAAAAUGAUUUAAAAAUGCAUUUUCAAUAAGUUUCAUUUUCAAUUAUACACUUGUGAUGGUGAACAGUUUAUUACUUGGAAUCCAGCUUCACUCUGGCAGUUAUUUAUCGAUUUCGGCAUAAGCAGAUUUAUGUUUUUCAAACAUAACAGUGCAGUCUUCUGUAUCUAAAAGAAUUAACUGAAUACCAGUGACGUGAGGAAAAAUGUUUAAUUCCUGAGCUUUUUUUAAUUUCUUAAAACUCGUAAAACUGGAUUUUAAUUUGCUGUUAAACCUGUUUGAGUA
This is a messenger RNA of Scleropages formosus (Asian bonytongue), 1403 nucleotides long. It is a transcript of the gene psmf1, whose product is annotated as proteasome inhibitor subunit 1. Lineage: Eukaryota; Metazoa; Chordata; Actinopteri; Osteoglossiformes; Osteoglossidae. Gene Ontology annotation, molecular function: endopeptidase inhibitor activity; proteasome binding. The record is from RefSeq and is a predicted model, not a curated record. The transcript has 7 exons. Gene Ontology annotation, biological process: proteasome-mediated ubiquitin-dependent protein catabolic process. The coding region runs from base 88 to 909 and encodes 273 amino acids.